AUGAUCAAGAAGCGAAUCCUGAUAAUCGGCGGCACCGGCUACCUGGGCCAACACCUCCUACGAUCUUUCUCCGACAACUCAGAUGCAGAUUUUCCCUUGGCCCUCGCGUUCACGCACCACUCGAAUCCUCCUCCUCAGGCGCUGCUCGAUGCUGUUCCUCAAGCUCUCCCGUUCCACGUCGAUCUGAGCACCGGCGGCGGCCUCGGCUCUAUUUUCGAUGCUUUUGGCCAGCCAGACGUGGUGAUCAAUUGUGCUGCUCUUUCUGUGCCCCGAGCGUGCGAGAUGGAUCCGGAAGCUGCCAUGUCUGUGAAUGUCCCUACAGCUCUAGUGAAAUGGUUGUCGAGCUUUGGAGAGAGUACUCUUCUGAUACAUUUGUCGACUGAUCAAGUUUAUGAAGGGACAAAAUCCUUUUACAAGGAAGAGGAUGAGACUGUCCCGGUGAAUGUUUACGGAAAAUCUAAAGUCGAGGCAGAACAUUAUAUAUCUGGGAACUGCCGGAACUUUGCAAUUUUGAGAAGCAGUAUAAUCUAUGGACCUCAAACUAUCUCUCCUGUUCCUAAAUCUCUUCCAAUCCAGUGGAUGGAUAGUGUCCUUGCUAAGGGAGAGGCAUUGGAUUUCUUUCAUGACGAGUUUCGAUGUCCUAUUUUCGUGAAGGAUCUUGUUGCUGUAGUACAGACGUUGACUAAACAAUGGAUCUCAGAGGCUAAGCAAAUGCGAUUGGUCCUUAAUGCUGGUGGCCCAGAUAGGGUAUCACGGGUUCAAAUGGCUGAGGCAGUUGCACGUGUCAGAGGCUAUAGUACGUCACUGAUCAGACCAGUGUCUGCCUCCUCAGUUGAUCGUGGUGUCAGGUCUCCUUCAGAUAUUUCCAUGGACAUCAAGAAGCUGCUUCAGACAACAGGUAUUUCUCCAACUCCUUACACAGAAGGUGUCAGAUUGACUCUUGAGGCUGAAAGUCGUCUAUAG
This is a messenger RNA of Striga hermonthica, 963 nucleotides long. The record is from the annotation of a GenBank genome assembly. Lineage: Eukaryota; Viridiplantae; Streptophyta; Magnoliopsida; Lamiales; Orobanchaceae.